UGGUUCAGUGCGGCACCAGGUCUCCCUGGCACCCGAGAGAUGUGGCACAGUGCGGCACUAAGUGUGGUGGCCCUAGAAACUAACAAUACACCAGAGGGGAAGGAAAACCUCCAAGGUUUUACUUUGCAUUUUUUUUUUGUUUUUUUGAGGACUUCAGCGGCGGCAUUGGUGGAGUACAAACGUGUAAAGAAACAAUGGCACCAACAGAGGAGCUUAGCUCUGGUGAAAUUUAUCCACUGAAGACUUGGGAAGAACUUCUGGAGUGGACAGGGCAAAAUCUUCACAACGUGAUUGUUAACACUAAGAAGCUUUGCUCUCGUGUUUCUCCUCAUUCACCAUCACAUCCAAAAACCCUUGUUUGUCAUGAUAUGAAAGGUGGAUAUUUAGAGGACAGGUUGUUUAGCGGAAGCAAAAACAAAGACGCCUACAGGUUUUAUCACUGGUCGGGAAUUGAUACAUUUGUGUACUUCAGUCAUCACUUUGUUACAAUUCCACCACCUGGUUGGAUUAACACAGCUCAUCACCAUGGAGUGAAAGUGCUUGGGACGCUUAUCACAGAGUGGGAUGAAGGAGCUAAUAUUUGUCAAAAAAUGUUAGCAAAUGAGGACUCAGUUGCAGCUUGUGUGUCUCAGUUGGUCAAGAUUGCCAAUUACCACAGUUUUGAAGGAUGGCUUAUCAAUAUUGAAAAUAAAAUAGAUCCUGAGCAGGUUGAGCAGUUGAGAGACUUUGUGCAGAAGUUAACACUGGCAAUGAAAGAAUCUCUCCCUGAUGCUCUUGUCUUGUGGUAUGACAGUGUUACCACAAGAGGAGAGUUGUGUUGGCAGAAUGAGCUCAAUAAUUACAACAGGCCAUUUUUUGAUGCUUGUGAUGGGAUUUUUCUGAACUACACUUGGACAAAUGAUCAUCUGAUACGCUCACGAGAAGUGGCUGGUGAGAGGACUGGCCAGGUUUACGUGGGUCUGGAUGUAUUUGGCCGUAACUUCUAUGAAGGAGGAAAAUUUAACACCCAUAAAGCUCUGGAGGCAGCACGAUUGCACAAUUUAUCAGCUGCUAUAUUUGCCCAAGGAUGGACACAUGAAACUCAAGAUAAUUUUGUAGAAGCUGAGAAGAUGAUGUGGAGCUCCUUGGCCCCUUACCUUGCACAUCAUGGGCCUUCCUGCUUACCAUUUCGAACAUCUUUCUGCCAAGGCUUUGGAUCAAAACAUUUUCUGCGAGGGAAGAUUGAGGGAAGUAAUCCUUGGUAUGAUCUGAGCAAGCAGCAGUACCAACCUCUUUGGUCCCAAGAACAAGGCUCUGCCACAAUGACCCUUGAAACAACUGAAGCCUUCACUGGCGGUGGCUGCUUACGACUAACCACAGUCUCUCCUUCAACUGUCAGGUUAUUCGUGUGUGGAAUAAGCUGGAGGGUGGCACUAAUUGUGUCAUUGUGUUACAAGUGGUGUGGGCCAGUUGUUCCCUUCAGCCUUGAGCUACAUCUGGGUCCAGCCACAGUCACCAGUGAUACACCUGUAACACAAAGGAUAGUAACUCUGAUAUGUGAGAAUAACUCUGGAAAACUUGAGGAUAAUGCUCAUAUUGAAGAGAAUGAAAAUUUGGCAUCAGGAAAUUCACUUGAAAGCACAGAGCAAGUAAUGACAGAAAAUCCUGAUCAACCACCAAUGGUGGUAGAUACUGAAGAAAAUGGAUGGACGAUAAGAUCAUUCUCAAUUAAAGAAGUGGAAGGAAAUGAAUUAAAGCAAAUAGACCUUAAACUAGAAGGAGCCUCAUCAGUGUUAGUUGGAGAACUGGACUUAACUAACCGCUGUAUAAAAGGUCUUGGUUAGCCGAGUUGUGGCUUGGCAAAGUAUGUAUUGUACAGUAAACCCUCGAUUUAAUGGACCUCCAUUUAUGGGCUUCAAAUAAUAUGGGACAGAAUCUGCUGAACUGUAGUAUCGGCACACCUCUGGCAAGAGUGAUGGAGUUAGUGAUGAUGAAAGUGUUUAUUCUUUUUUGGGUCACCCUACCUUGGUGGGAAAUGGCCGAUGUGCUAAACACAAAGAAAAAGUGUGGUGUCAACUGACUCGGAAACAGUGGACAAAGUCCAUUAGUCACAGAAGUGCUGAGUAAUGUUACAAUCAGAUUCACUUCUAUCACCACAGUCACCAUUACUGGCCAUCCUCUUACCCUUAUUAGUCCAUUAAAUUGUGACUUUACUAUGGGUUUCCAUUUACUGUUUUAAGUGCUUGUGGUUUUUAAACAAAAUAUUUAAAUUUAAUAUAAAUUUUUUAUGAGGUGAAAUAUUGGCUUAUAUAGACACCUGCUUGAAAGCCUUCAUUCAUGAAAAAAAUUAUAAACACGAUUACGCUCCUGAAUUUUACUUAAGUUGUGGAGAAAAUAAUUGCAAUGAUUUAUGUAAAUAAAAAAUUUUAUUUUAUGGGCCAGAAUAUAAAGAGACAUGGUACCAAUUUGUCAAGCCACCUAAUUGUUGUCACUAGACUCUCCAGUAUCAGAUAAAAACGUUCAACUUCCAUGUUAACUACAGUAUUAACAACUAUAUAUACUGUAUUAUACAAUUUUUGACUUUGGUUUAUGCAAAUUAUUUUAUUCUUUACCCUUCAAGGGGAUUCUUUGCUGCAAUGAAAGGCUCUUGAUACAGUGAAUCUGAGUUACCUCCCUUUCCUUGGAUCAGUCCUAAAUGCCCCAUACCCCUUUUUCUCCCAUAAAUAGUGGGGAUGUUUUUUCAUCAAAAAAUUUUGUGACUUAAAGCCUGUGCCUUGGCUUAAACUGUGGCACGUGCCCAUGCGCCAUGAUUGCUACUAAAGUCACUGAUGCUGAUACCACUGAGUGAGAGGGCAGUGAGAGGUGCAGUGGUUCGCUGCUCACACCAGAUGAUCUUCCCCACCUCUGCACAUAUUUCAGUUUCUUUCUUCCUCCUCAUGCCUCACCCAGUUUAUUGUCUAGAUAACAUGUGCAUAAUCCUGUUUAAACAAGAUAAUAAUAGUGAUAUGCUGUAUAUUUUUGUAACUCUCUCAGAAGCAGGUAAACUCUACUGUAUGUGAUAUUUAAUUCAGUAUUAGAGUGCAUAAUAAAGGGAUGAGGAAUCCCAGCCUUGUGCUUUGGUGAGAAAAUCAUAGCAGUUGGACAGGGUCUUUUCACAUCAUUAAUAUCUUGGACUAAGAAAGGACAGAUGAAUAAAACAUGUUCAACACUUAGGUAUCUUUAUUGUGGAGAUGUUUCACCCAGCAGUGACUUUGCCAAUUCAAAAUUGAGAAUAAUAGGGGAGACAUCAGAAGAAUGUCUACACAGUAUCUCGUGUCUUAUUCAUUUACUUGUCGGUUUUGUAUGCCAUUAAUACAUGAGGGGACAGACGUGUCGUACCAUGCUCUGGCUUACAGUAAUUAAAAUUAGUGUUACUGUACUCCAGGAUGAUUUGAAUAGACUGAUGCAGUGGUCGGAGAAGUGGCAGAUGCAGUUUGAUAUAGACAAAUGCAAAGUUCUAAAUGUUGGACAGGACAAUGACCAUGCCACUUAUAAACUAAAUAGUGUAGAUCUUAAUACUACUGAUUGCAAAAAGGAUUUAGGAUUUCUGGUUAGCAGUAAUCUGAAACCAAGACAACAGUGCAUAAGUGUUCCCAAUAAACUUAACAGAAUCCUUGGCUUCAUAUCAAGAAGUAUAAAUAAUAGAAGUCCUCAGGUUGUUCUUCAACUCUAUAUAUCCUUGGUUAGGCCUCAUUUAGAUUAUGCUGCACAGUUCUGGUCACCAUAUUGCAGAAUGGAUAUAAGUGCACUGGAAAACAUACAGAGGAGGAUGACAAAGCUGAUCUCAUGUAUCAGAAACCUUCCCUAUGAGGAUAGACUGAGGGCCCUGAAUCUGCACUCUCUAGAAAGGCGUAGAAUUAGGGGGGAUAUGAUUGAGGUGUAUAAAUGGAAAACAGGAAUAAAUAAAGGGGAUGUAAAUAGUGUGCUGAAAAUAUCCAGCCAAGACAGGACUCGCAGCAAUGGUUUCAAGUUGGAAAAGUUCAGAUUCAGGAAGGACAUAGGAAAGCACUGGUUUGGUAAUAGAGUUGUGGAUGAGUGGAACAAACUCCCGAGUACCAUCAUAGAAGCUAAGAUCUUGUGUAGUUUUAAAAAUAGGUUGGAUAAAUACAUGAGUGGGUGUGGGUGAGUGUGAGUUGGACCUGACUAGCUUGGGCUACCAGGUCUGGUGCCAUGCUCCUUCCUUAAGUGGAAGUGACCUGACUAGGUGGUCAUUGUUCUAGGCCAGGGGGUGGCAUGGCAUGGACCUGCUUUGCAUGGGUCGUUAGGCUUGUUGCAGUGUUCCUUCUUUCUUAUGUUCUUCUUAUGUAAUUGUAUGUGCCUAUGGAAUAUUUAUAUCUUGUGAUUUUAUAUUAUUAUUGUGUGUUUUAACCAGAAAGUAUUGAGAGAAUUUUUUUUUAUCUCCAGUGGUAUGUAAGUUUACAGUGUAAUAGGAUUAAGUAAUAUAUUGUGUGCAUUGUUA
Molecule: messenger RNA, 4477 nt
Organism: Cherax quadricarinatus
Lineage: Eukaryota; Metazoa; Arthropoda; Malacostraca; Decapoda; Parastacidae
Gene: ENGase
Product: cytosolic endo-beta-N-acetylglucosaminidase
Biological process (GO): protein deglycosylation
Cellular component (GO): cytoplasm
Molecular function (GO): mannosyl-glycoprotein endo-beta-N-acetylglucosaminidase activity
Source: RefSeq, a predicted model, not a curated record